AUGCAAGAAAAAGCCUGGAAGCGAAAAGGAACCUACCCAGUUCUGAAAACUGCUGAAGAAUUUUUUUCUCAUCCUGAAAUCACCCAUUGCUUUGAUAGAGUGAUAUCAAUUGGCGCCGCGCACCAUUUCGCAGAUCCUGUCGCCGUCUACAAAAGCAUCUUUCACUCUUUGCGCCCCAGAGGCAAAUUUAUCGAAGUGACCACAAUGGAUACAGGUUAUCCAUGUUUCAAAAGUGCGAAAAGAGUCGAGAAAGCAGCGGUGGAGAUUGGCAUCCAAAAGCGAAAACGUCUCCGAAAGCUCGUUGCAGAUCCAAACGUACGUGUAUCAGAGAAGGAGUUUUGCUGCCCGAUGUCUCUGACAAAAUCCAAGUUGUAUGAGAUGUACCGAUAUCGAUACAUGAGCAUGCUUCAUCAGUUGAAUGAUGAACAGAUUGCAGAAGGAAUCAGGGAGCUUGAGGAUGGGCCGUUGACGGAUGUUAAGAGUUAUGAUCACAUCAGCUUUACUCAAGUCAUCCACGUAACAAAAUUUGACCUGAACUGACUGAGUAUGAAGCAGAAACGUUGUGCCCCUUUGCAGGAGUAUUCCUUGCGUUGUGAGUUUGCCCUCAUAUUUACUUAAUAGUACCAAUAUUCAAACAUGGCUAUUUAAAAAAAAUUAUGCUUCCCAUUUUAACGAAUAUCUUAGUUCGAUACUUAUCCAACUAGCUUGAAUGUGUUAUCGUAAUAGAUCUUUUCAACAUUAUUGACCCGGUCGAACGAGUGGCUAUAUUUACAAAAUUUUGUAAUAAAAUUUUUAUUUUUCGAAAAUGGCUCCAUAGAAGACAAAGUUUUUUCCCCGUCAAACCGAUAUCCAGCCCCCCACCCUGAGUGUUGAUUUCCAACCAGCAGACAAAACUAGAAUUGCCUCGAUGAAACCAAAGGAUAGAAUUUUGUCAUGACAAAUUUUUGUCGCGUCAGUUGCAUCCGUAUUAAAUAUUUCAAGCUGUCAAAUCCUGAUCUACUCAUAAGAGCUGCCGGCAUAGUUUGCCAGCAUUCAUCUUAGAUCGUUUUAAAGUUUAAUAAUCCACAAGUUUCUCACAAAAUUGGAUCGAGUGGUUACAAGGUUGCUUCUUGCCUCGAUCGAUGAAACAAAAUUCCGCUGAAAAAAAGGGGCUAGAGUCGAUCAAGAUGCAAAUUUAAGUUGGACAGAUGACGAACUUGAAACUACUGCUCGGAGUCGUUUGUGAAUAUUCCUCCCAAAAGGAUCCCGAAGGUUUAUAAUUAGAACAGGAGAGUUUCAAAAGCAAAUACCAAGAGGAAAUAGUUCGUCACGUCAUAUGAACAGAAUGGAUUGCCACAAGAUCUUAGCCUGUUCACCUGAGAAAGGAUGGCAAACUCUAAAGAUCGCAGGCGGGAAAGUACCCAAAUUCGUUCUUCAAAUCACUUUCACUGAUAAGCUUUCCGGAUUCAAAAGCUUCCGGAGCCACAAAGUUUCAACGCUAAAUUUCGGAUUUAAAAUUUCCGGAGACACGAAUUGAGAGGGAGUUUUAAUUUCGGAUUUAUUUACUUGUGUGUAAACGGCAAAACCAAACCCGUACGGAUUCUUUACGAAUCGGACCAAUUUCUACGAGUGUAAACUUAGUGUGAAUAUAAUUGUUUGGUAUUAAAGUAUAAAAAGACCAUUCAUGUUUUGGCGGCGGGAAGUCUGGAUACUACACUAGGACCCAGACCAUCACUUCGAGACUAACAUCACUAGGCCUUAACAUCUCUGUAACAUUUGCUUACAGUCCCUGCUCAAAAAUUCUUUUCAAACUUAUAUUCCAUUUUUUUAUAUUUAUAUUGUUUUAUACAUAUAAAACAUCGACAGCUCGGCAAUUAGUUUUCAGAAAUUCAAAACUCUAUUCAAAAUUCUAUGUGAUGAAUAUUCUUGCUGACUCCAACAAGCCUGUUUGGAUGUUCUUUAGAGCUAUUCCAGCACCGUUUAUUCGGUUCGCAAGGAAGGGUUCACGAAGCACCAGUUAUCGUAGCCUGCGACCAAACUCCAGGUCUCCACGGGGCUCCCGGGGUUGGAGGUGGGAUGUAAAGGAGGAACCUCGCCUUUCGGCACCCUCAUCCCGCGAUCGCCCGAGAGACCUUGAUGGUGGGUUACAAUCAUCGCAGGAAUAGUUCACAAUCUCCUUGAAACAAAAUAUCCCUCCCUGCAUCAUUUUCUCACCGAUCCUGGUGUCGUCACGCGUCAAGACUCGCUACAUCAAUGCAAAAAUCUCCCUCGCGUUGUCAGGGGAGGUCUACAAAAUGCCGCAAGUACUUCGCCCACGUCAACGGGUGUGUCAGGUGUGGCAUUCACAAUAAAAUAAAUAAAACGUCGCUCUGUCAGAUAUCAUGACUAUGUAGUGCGCAUACGGACCCAUACGGUGAAAAUUGUGUUAUAACUUCUGUAGUCGUGAAAACGCUCUUUCUUAAGAGCAAGAAACUCGGUUAAGAGGGGCAGUUUCAGACAAAGUGACGUAAGCGACGAUCGAUAAUUGAUCAAACUGAUAAAUCGAUAAAUGACGUUUCCUAAAGCACCAGUGUGUUAUGCUAAAUUACGAUCUGUUUCCGACUACAAAGAGUUAUUUCGUGACAGUAAUUUGAUCCUGUGGGUUUAGAUUUUUCGACAUCAGGGUUGAAACGUCAAAAGCAUCCAUUCAUCUCUAAAUCACUCUGAGAAUGUGCUGAUCUUCAACGUACCACGCGUCACUGAAGAUUCAAGAGCUGCUUUAAACACCUCGAUGUGACAACUGUUCUUUAGUACAUGGUUACCGUUUUCACAAUUGACGGCGAUUUGGAUGGAAUCGAACGUGAACUGGCUUUGGAGUGUAUUCGUGCGUGCUCUGUUAAUUAUUUCUUUAUGGAACAUUUUACGAACAAGCGCUCAAGGUAAGAGAUGUAUCCUUCACUCAACUUACGUUUUUUAUUAGAUUAACAAUGUGGUUUUCUAGCCUGAACGACGAGCAUAGGAGUAAAAUUGACUUGUCUUUUACAGUCGUGACUUCGUUAUCGCUCGCUACAUCCAGACUUUAGCCGUAUGUGGUCGCGGUAUUAGCUACUGGUAUUUUCUGAAUUGGGAAAAUAUUUAAAUACCGCUUAAAAUCAACAGGAUAUCUGCUCAGAGGCGUGACAUGAAAUAUUCAGUACAAAGGAGUGAAAGCGCGAUUCGGUUUAUUUGUAGUCAACUAACAACAUUUAAUUACUCCAGAGAUCGGGAAGGAAAUAUGUCUCGUGUAAACUAAUCAGAAUGAAACUGAAACAGGAGAGGAAAUAAAAACGUAACGUUAAGAAUUCCUCUAAGUUUGCAUUGCUUGAGAACACUGAACCUAUAAACAUCACUUGCAAUUAAAAUUUAUUUGUAAGUGUUUCUAAUUUAACUUACAGGCGAGUUUUUUUCGUAAUCAAACCUCUCUUCAACGAUGAAAUAAGCAGACAUUUGAAACAUGCCGCAGAUAAAUGAUUGCGUUGAAUACAGACAAAAAAAUAUCAACUCAUCAGUAAAACAAAAAUUCGAAGAUUUUAGGGGGUACGGGGGGCUAACUAAAUGAUUUACCCACACAGAUAACUCCAGAAAUUUUGACUGAUAUCCAACUUUAAUUUACGGAACACUGACGGUCAUUUUACUCAAACAACAAAGACACUUGAAAGCCUUUAUCCCACAAAUUGCACCAUGGCUUGCAAAGAGGAAAUUUUAAUUUCCGGUGAACCUUUUUUAAUCUUUGCUAAAAAUUCUUUGGAACUUGCAAUAAUACUACGGUGCUGAUAUUGUGUAGUUGUCAUGCAGUAUACUGCAUCAUGAUUUUCUUAUCUUUUGACAUGGUUUGGUCAGCGGAAAUCGUUUGACAGAGCUGCAAAGAGGGCCAAGCAAGAUUAGCAGAACUGUCAAGUUUGAGAGUAAUAUGUUAAAAAGUAAAGAAAUUAAGACCUUGUGAAGUCGCGACAUUUUAGAGACAUCCGUAUUUAGGGGGGCAUAAACUUGCCCCCCACCGUUCAAAUGUCUGUAAAAUUUCGAAAAUUCGUCGAACCAUGGCACUGGAAAAACUUGCCAAUUUUGCUAAUCUUGUGGCACUUUUAAUUUUUAGCAGUGUCGAUGGAUUUCCGCCAGGACAGGCACUUCGUUUAUUUGUGGUCCAAGUUAAAGCGUUAAAAACGCAUUAUGAGUUAGGGGUUUGGCGCUAAACAAACAAAAGAGACUCAAUUUUAGGUGAUUAUGUUGGACGCUACUCUCAUUUGAGAAGCAUGUUACUGACAGGAAAUUGAGCUAUGAUAGAAUAAUGAGUUUUUUAAUUGUAAAUAUCUGUUUCACAAGCUUUUGGCUCGGCGACCCUUGGCUUUUUUUCAACGGCUAACCAGGUGAGGCUAAGGAAAGUCUGAUAACGAUAAGAAGGGAUAUAAAAUAAAUCAUGUCACAAAUUCACAACGUUUCAAUGUCGUGAAGAUAUCAUUAUCGAGGGAAAAUUGAAAAAAAGUCAGGAAGUUAAUAUAUGCAUGCAUCAAGUAGAGUGUCGAAUAACCUUCCACUCGAAAUAAAUAUGUCUCAUUAUGAUGAAACUUUAUUUAAAACACGGUAAAAAUAUCAGUAUGACAAUAGAAAACAAAGGAGAAAUUUAUCUUAAGUAAAAUUUUCUAUUAACUGGUUUACAUAUUUGCCGUGUGGGAGUCCGAUACAGAGAGCCAUUUAUCAAUUCUUCUCUUGAAGAUUAGACACUUUGGUGUGUGGUAUCGCUUAGUGUUUUUGUGAGUUGUGCCAUAUUUCGACGAGCCCGCAGGGCGAGUCAAAAUACAGUCAUGCUACACACCAAAGCGUCUAAUAAGAUGUAUUUACUUGAAAAUGAUAUCAUAACACUGUCAAAAUGUUUUGCCUUUCUAGGAAGUUUUAAUCUUAAACCGUUUACCGAAUAUACCCUGAUAAGAAUGGAUUUGUUCCAAAAACACGAUAAUUCACAUCAGAGCUUUGUCUGAAACGUGACGCAUUUUCCUCGCAAAGGGACUGUAAAUGGCGAAAAGUAGGAAAUAAAAUAACUAAAAAAAUAUAUAUAUAUAUAUUUAGCUUAAAGGAGAUUGUACUCGUGCCCACUGAACAAAGUCACGAAACCGCUUGUUUGGAUCGACGCCAAUGAUAUCAGGUUUGAAUGACGCUUUAACAUAAGCGAAGUAGCAUUGCUGAACGAACAGGUCACAAAAACUAGCUAGAUAUUUGUUUAAUCUUUGUCAAUGCUGGUGCAAAUGUCGAAAUACAGAUACGAUGCUGAAAAAUGAAAAUAUUAAUAAGUGCAUAAUAAGCCGAAAACAAUGAAGAGAAACGUGAACAAAACUAAAUACUGCUUACAUUCGUGUUAGCUUGAGUUUUCUCAAUGUCCAGAUGUAAUCUGAACAAGAUCUAAACUUUUAAGAGAUCAGCCUUCAUGUGAUCGUAAUUUUGCUCUUGAAAGACUGUAAUUUGCCCUGCAAGAAUAAUGCUUUAAAGGCGAAUUUUGAUGGAGUGUUGAGAAGCCCCACAUCAAAGUAACCAGAGUGGUCGAUUAUAACAAAAAGAAAACAUUUCAGGGAGCCAAUGAGGAUCAAAGUAGAAAAGAAAACUUACUAAAGGGUAGGAAUGCGCGAGAACGAAGCGCUUGAUUUUUACUCGUUAGAAGUCUGAUUAUUCGAGAGGUUAUGAGAUUUUCAAAACAAUCACAAAGAGAAGAAAGGUAAAGCCAAUAAAAUCGUUGAUUUUUUUUGUAGAGAAAUUUUCAGUUGAGUAUCAAAAGUGAUCUUGGAUUGCUUUCGUUUUGCUUACUACGCUCUGUGGUUGGCCUGAAAAAAUUCGCAGUACCAUCUCAAACAAUCAAAUGUGACACGAAAACCAACUUGCGUUUUCCCGCGCAUCAGUCAGGUUGCCCGUGUCAGAACCUGUGUUGUGAUUGGUAGUUGUGAUACUUCGGUUUUGGUUUUUACGACGCUCAUUUGAAAACUUGCUCUGGAUGAGAUGAUUAACCAAAACAGACAAAAUUCAAAUACUUGUUAUUAAAAUUGAUAUUUUUUAUUGGCUCUUUUGUGGUUAACAACUUGUUGUUUUGUUUAUUUCUUACCGGGAUUGCUAGGUGGAUCACUGCGGCACAUAGGAAAGAUAAACUUCUAUCGUACGGUUCCUGAAGGCUCUUCCGUCGAUCUCAGCUGUGAGCUCAAUAACUCCACAGUGGAUGUGAGACUGUGGCUGUUACGAUCUGGGGGAAAGUUUACACCGAGAAGAGGCGUGGUUAAAUAUGGGCAGUUAUUUACUCUUCAUGGAGUAAGCAACAAAAAGCAGGGCUCCUAUCUAUGCCAGGCGAGAAGUCGCGGAUUUUCCAAAUAUAUUGGAAGAAUUAUUGUGACACCAAGACUGCAAAGUAAUGUGAAAAGCUUGUAGAAUUUAUUGUUAACAUUCUGUCGUUACGUUUCAUGUAUUCUACAUCACCAAGCUAUCAAAUUCAGGCAAUUAACUUCUGUUGUUGCAAAUUGUGUUAUUAUAGUUAUCAUUACUGUUGUCACUUUUGGCUUUGUUAUUUUUUAAUUGUUAUAACUGAGUGGAUAUCCGAUGUUGAUCGCUCGAGGAAAUUAACAGGACACAACAACUCUCGGACUCAAUCAUAACUCAAGUAAUCAUAACCAUUACAAUUUCCUCGAAUAUGGUUGGUGCAGUAGCUGCUUUAUUUUUCACAAAUUAAGUUCACUCAGCCUAAUCCACCAAUCACAGAAUUGAUCAUAAUAACCAUAGCAACAACCACUAAUCAUAAAAAAAGACAGGGUAAUUUCAAAUGGGAGGUAUUAUUUACUUUAACACAUUGUUUCUACCAGAGAUGUUUGUCCUAAAUGUAUUCUUGUUUUUGGAAAUUGUAACAGUUAUGAUUAAUUGGUGAUAGGACUCUGUGUCGUCCAACUCUGUCUGUAAUUAUACUCGCGAUUUUGUUAAUCUCUCGUAUGAUUACGGACCAAAUUGGACUCCACUUGGUCCUAUUAACAUUAUUCAUUAAGCUAAGUUGGAUAGGUAAUGGCCUAAUAACGGUUUGUGCGCAACUUAUUGCGUCAAAACAGAUUUUGUCAUUGAAAGCUAGACUACGAGCAGUCCUUCCUUUUCGGGAAGUCUGUCGCGCGCUUCUUUCAUGCGCUUAACUCCCAGAGUUCCACCCGGCGCACGAACUUUAUUUCCUUUUCCUGUUUUCUUUUUGUUCGCGCACAGUUCUCCGCCGAAAAGAAGGGACUGCUUGAAGUCUAAUGAAAGCAAGAAGCUUCAUUAACAUCAACAAGAUAGAUCGAUCUUCGAGUAAAACUUACCUCAAGUCUAGUAAGUUUUGAUCUCCAAUGUCGGGUUACAAUGACGUGGUUGCGAAAUUUGUAUUUUGCAGACCCUCCAAAACCAAACGUGACAGCAAGAUAUCAAGGAGUCGUUGUCCAUAGAGAUAAAAAUCUAACAUGUACUGCAAAAGGCAAGAGCAUAUCUUCGGUUCAGUGGUACAAGAGUGCACGACCUCUGUCCAUGCAACAACAAGAAGUCAGGAGACAGUAUGACAUCGAAGAAGGAGAAAUAUGGUCCAACACUUUAUUGUUAAAGAAUGUCACAAAGAAACAGGUUGGCUGGUAUGAGUGCCGUGCGUUUUUAACUUCUCAGAAGUUCGGGUUUUGGUCAGCUCAUGUCAACUUGAGUGUUUUGGGUAGGAGAUACCAUUAUUUCCUUCAAUUUUACCUCAAGUCAAACGUGCAUUAAUCUUGCUUGAUUUAACUUAUUAUUUCCUGGGAUGACCGAGAUACUUAUGAGUGCUGUUACCGAACUCAAACAAUGACACCUUUAAGAUAGGUUCGGCAUCUGGAGGGAAAAUGCAACUAAUUCUGGCGCGUUUUUACCUCGACUUACCAACCGGAAGGUUUUUACUUUGGUAUUUUAUUUUGAAAUAAAAGCAUCAGACACACAAAAAAAUGGGUAUUUGGGAGAUCACGACGAUCAUUUCCAGUAGCUUUUGGCUACAAGUGAAAAAAUGCCACGACUUCGAUAUGGAAUAGUUCAUGGAGUUUCAGAAACGACGAUUGUAGCAUAUCAGAGCUUAUAUUGGUGUUUCAUUUCCCUUAAAUGAGAGUUAAGAACAUGAGUUGACUCGAAUGUCUGAGAUGUUUUUAAAACAUGUUCCGUUUAAUCAUCUUCAGAAUGCCCGGAACCUGAUGGAAAGUUUGCUGAUCCGCAGAGCAUUACGGGAUAUCUUGUGUGCACGGGUGGGAAGAGCACUAGAAUGAGCUGCUCAAAGGGACUGGUGUGGAGGGACGUCAAGAAAAUGUGCGGCACUCCAGGUAAGGUGUUCGGAGAAGUAUGAUGUGCAUAGGACUGUGGAUUUGCUAGUACUGUGAUAUGAAACCUCUGGUCAAAGCAGCGUUCCUGAGGGCGCAAAGGAAACAAAAAUACCAACCUGUACUUAUGACUUGAGAUCGUAGAUUAAACGAUUAAAUCUUAGCUGUGUCUACCGUUGUAGAAAAUUAAGUUAUUCUGGCCGGGAAGCGGUCUGAGCAAUUUAGACAUAGGGAAGAAACAGAUAUCAACUCUCUCAGUUGGCUGGUAAAUCUGAAGAGAAAGCCGAAGACCGAGCUAUAGUCUAUAGUCUUGACCAACAGAAGCUCCUAUCCGAUGGUUUGUUAGGCUCAUAAGCUUUCAUUGACCCUUUAUUCUUUCAGCGAAGGUUCUUAAGUGGGAAUCUUGGCCUCAUUCACUGCAGCAGAAAGACCGUACUGUUGGGGAAUCCGUAAAAAUAAGCUGUCAAAUGAACGAUCCUACAAUAAGAGUCAAGUUAAAACAAAAGCUUCCCUUUGGUAUGAUAAAGGAGCGAAUGGCGGAUGGCUGUAGAGUCAUUCGAGAUGGUCAGAAGUUUGUUAUCCAUGCUGUGGAUUUUCAUGAUGCUGGUAUCUACCUCUGUGAAGCACCAUCUGCCUCUAUAAGUCGAAAGCAAGAAGUUUUCUUGAUGAUCAAACCAGGUAAAGCGUAAUAUACUUUUUGAAUGAAUGAGCUUUAUUCAUCACUACUGGAGUCAAACUGGAGAGUUACGUUUUGAGCUUUUUGCCACUCAUCGUAGCCCCGGGAGGGGCGGGGGGGGGGGUGGACCUUCCCAGUGAUAGGCUUAUGAGGAUGUGCCGCUGGAUAGGAUCACAUUGCCAUGAUUGGAUUGACUAUAAUGGGGUUACAUCUUCAAUAGAUUUAUUAGAAUAGGGUCGCACAUUUUCGGGAUUUUCGGCAAAGAAAAGUUUGGUAGUUGUGGUUUAAAAAUGGAAAAUUCGUGGUGAAAAAGUUGUUACCAUAUCUUGUCUAUGUGGGUAUGUGCCAUGCUGGGUAUAUGUCAGCGGAACAUACCCAGCGAAAAUUAACCCAAGUAGCCCCCCACCCCUUCUCCGGGAGUAUUUUGUCAAACAUCUAACAUGGAUCUAGUGGAGACCACAAGCAGUCUAAGUUUAAUAAGUUUAAAUAUUGUCAGAAUUUAACAUAUCCUUUGUUAUACCACGACAGACAAAUAAUACCAGAUUACUAAAUUACUCUACAGUGGUUCUCAAUGUCAAAAUCAAGAUUGAUCAUACUAACUCUAAAAAACUUAACUAGCUGAUAGUGUAAUUUAGUAUUAUCAACUGAGAUCAUAACGUAAAUUGACCACCAUAAAGAGUUUCAAAGCUGACGUUUCCAGUUUUAGCCCUUCAACAGAGCAAAUGAAUAAUUCAUUCUCUCUGACGAAGGGCUACUCUCCAACGGACGCAGCACUACAGUUUCUUUAGAAACUUACCCCCUUUAACUCGUUGAUAACUGAGAACUCAAACUUUCAACUCUCUUAGUUUAGAGCUCAUGUCUAAAGGAAAUAAUCCUGAAUUUCUUUCGUCCAGCUCCGUCAUCUGCCAUUUUCACGGGGCACAGAAAUUUAUUUGCUUCCAAUGGGAGCUCUGUAGAUUUGAAUUGUGGCGCCGAACACAUCUUUCAGCCAAUGAUAUUCUUGGAGAUCAUUCGCACAGACGGUAUAACACAACUGAUCCCGGACGGGCAAGGGAUUGUCCUGACGGCUCGAACUGUGACCAUACACGGAAUAGAACGGACCAUGAGAGGGAAGGUUGUCUGCAGGGUUAUUUCAUCCUGUAAUCAAGCACGAGAAGAUGUAGACUUGGGGUUUCUUCUUCCAAUUCCCGUGAGAGGUAUUUUCCAACUGUUACUGUAUAAGGUGCUAUUCAUUGGUCAUCGCGUAGGAGAUGGGAAAAUUCUGGGGGGAGAUCACAAGGUUUUCAGGGGGCAGGGAGAGGGCAUCAGUUGUCGCCGACUGAGUAUAAAGGGGGACUAUAAAAAAUCGACAGCUAAAUUACUGUCAAUGAGGGGGGCGAUCAUGUAAAUCGUCUCGUGACGCAUUCAAAAUCCUUUGACCUCACCGCCCCAAUAACAAGUCUUAAGAUCAACGUGGAUAUUAUCACAUUAUUCGGCAAUUUGGUGAUCUAAAGACUUUGGUCUUGAUUAAACGAUCUAGAGAAAAUCAUAAGACUUUUUUACGAUUUAGUCAAUAUUUAAAGGAUACUUUGCCUUUCUUUAUCCUUCCUAGUGUGUUUUUGCCACGAAAUCGCCGGAAGCAAUUUGGAAACCCACGGGAGGAAAAUUCAUUAGUCAUAGGAAUUCUUUUUUCAGUUUAAAGUGAACGAAGUUCGACUAAUUUUUUCAGGGUAUGGAUCCAAAGGAAGGGCACCCAGAAUUAACUUGGCUGAUAAAAUUUUUCUUUCGAACCUGGAUCACAUUUUUCAAAGGUCCCGGUAACUUGACGGGACCUUCAAAUUUUUAAGAAUAGAGAAGCAGGUUUUGGCACCCUAACCAGUCCAUUAUGGUACUUUAGCUGAUAUUUUUAUUGCAUAAUUUUCAAAACUUUUGAAACCCCCAUCUUGAAUGAAAAUAGAACAGCUUUAGGGGCACGUUUAGGUACCGGGACCUUCGAGAAACGGGCCACUGGCCUUAAAGCUUAUGCGGUUUAGUGUCCUGUUGGAAGCACCCUUUUUCUGUAUUUUUUUUCUCGUCAGGAAAACCGCCUGUCCCAAAGUUAUCGCAGCAAAAUUCCGAGGUAGAAAAAGGCAACAACCUCACCAUUACAUGCUCGGUCUCUGGGGAAGAAUCACGUGACAUAGCGUGGUUCAAGAACAAAGUCCCUGUAGCAGAGGAGAACGUCUUGACAUUGGGUUUUCGUAGCCAGCUUAAGCUUUAUAAUGUCAGCAGUUCUGACGCUGGGGUUUAUGAAUGUAGGAUCAUGGAUUUUGGCGUUGGAUAUUUUGUAAAAACAGUGACAGUCAAGGUCAAAGGUCAGUAAGGAAAUGAAAAGUUUUGCCGCUAAAAUUGUUUCCAUGUAGCUUAGUUCAGUCUCUGCCUUCAAGUGAGCUGUGCUUGUAUCCUUUAAAUCUUCAGACAAAUUCUAUCCCUCCAAAAGAGUAUUCUUGUUAGUGAUAGUCCUUUAAAAGACAGGUAGAGUAAUGCAAUAUUUCAAGCAAGGGGUAGGAAGUGUGUUUAUGACAGGCAGCCGGGGACCGAGGACAUAAUUCCCAUAAGAGAAUCUAUUCAACAUUUAGACCUGUCUUCCGUUUAACAUGACAUGAAUUGUGGAAUGAAUUUUCAUGGGUCGUUCAGCACAGGGAACUCUUUCGAGGAAAAUUGGCCAAUCCAUUUAGAGGCGCAAACAUUGUAAUUUAUUGAUUUAUCAUAUUUUUCAUCAAGAUUCGGCAAAGGCAGUGCCGACAGCAUCGACAACAACCAUUUAUCCGUCGGCUUCACUUGAAGUUUCGUUGAUCACAAUAGUCCCAAAUCAGUUGGUAGAUAUUAACUGCUCCAUGUUUCAAGCCGACAUUGAGUUGAAAUUAUGGCACGAAACAACUCCAGGAUUUCUUAACCAAAGGAUACCUGACGGUGUCUCCGUGAUCCGCCAAAAUAACACGUUUAAGAUCAUGCAAGGACAGCAGAGCGAUGAAGGAAAAUAUUAUUGCCAGAAUGCCGACCAGAAAAUUCAAGUUGCCAUUUUAACUUUUUCAGGUAACAUACAAAUUUAUGUUCUUGGCAUGUUUUAGUUGUAGAGACUCGUCACGCAAGCAUGUGACGUGCGAAUUAUGACGCAAGUUUGUGACGACAGUUGCGGAAGAGAUUUUUUCUUAUCAAAGUCCUGGAAGAAGCAGAACUUAAGAUAUAGCCUUCGCAAAAUGACACUUAAAGUGCAUACAGUAAUUUACCAAUAAAUAUUAAUUUUGCAAAUGUAAGCUAAAAUAAUGCUAACCGUUACCACUGCUUUGUUCACAGCCAACAAUAAAACAAAUCUUUUUGUUGGUAAGAAGCAAGGGUGUCUGGUUAAUGUACUUAAUAGUACGUAAUGUACUUUUAGACAAUUUUGGUCGAUGAUAAGAGGACGUUGUAAAACAAAUAGGUCUAAACUUCGUUUUAAUAAAUUUCUAAACAAUUUUUCUUCCCAUUACAAGUUGCCACAGCAACAGAGUUAUUUCCAUCACUGCGUAUGAUGCUAAUAGCCCGAAACAGCCUGAGGUUGUUGAUCCCCAUUUUUAGCUUGUCCUAAAUCGGGAAAAAAAUCGUUGCAAGUAAGGGAUAGACGGCGUCCAAAGCCACCUUAAAGUUGCGCAGAUUCUGUUUUGUUUUGUUUUGUUUUUUUUUUUAAUUUGGGUGAGAAAUAGCGUUAAGCGUUCUGCCUUAUCAUUCUUCCAUGGUUUCAUGAAUGGCUUCUCUUUGAAAACUUGUCAGAUGAAAAACCUCCAAAGAUAAUCAACUUCACGACACGGGCGUCUGUAAACGCUUCCCAAAAUGUGAGGCUGUUUUGUGAAACGGAAGGUAAACCUCCCCUUGCGUUCAAGUGGUUCAGGAAUGGGCGGCUAAUCGGAAGCUGUAAGGGAGAUCUGGAACGAAAGAGGACAUGCUUCCUUCACCGUCAACAAGGAAAAUACAAUGUUUCAUGGAGGGGAUCUGGUACAGAGCUGGUCAUCAAGAAAGCGUUUCAUCCUUUUGACACUGGAGUCUUCACUUGUGUCGCCAUGAACUCAGCUGGAACGGAUAACAAAACUGUCACGUUAGAUAUCCAUGGUAGGUCAUUGAUAAAAGCAAUGUGACCUGGAGACUGUUUUAUAGUCGCGCCUUGUACUUGAUAUCUCAAGGAAAUUUGAAAAAAAACCGAAUUGGUGGGGAUUUGAAUCCUGAGGGAUCAUGAUUUGUUUCACUUGCUAAUUUACAAUUUCAGACAAAAGCCAUUUCUAGUUCAUUGAUGCUAACAUAUUGCAGCAUGUUCGUCGCAUUUGAAGUAUACAUAAAGUAGUUUUAUGGUAAACUUUCGAAAUAAUUUCUUGACGGCCCGUUUAUUUUAUGUAUAUCUACAACUUAAGAUGGCGAUAUCAUUUAAUGGUAGCUUUUACUCAUUUGUGUUAGGACCCCAUUAAAUAAAAACUUAUCGCAUUUUAGACAGGCAGUUAAAACUCAGAAGUAGAGUGUGUCUUUAGCCUAAACAAGCUGAUUCAUGUAACAUCGACAGAAAAGCCUGUUCUUAACAAGAAAAACUACACAGACCUCUUUGUGUUGUCUUUUGGGGACGCGACUACGAUCCAGACCACAGCGCUGCGCGGUCAUCCAGUACCUCACUUCAAGUGGUAUCAACAACCAAUCAGAAUCUGUAAUUCAGGAUGCAAACCAGACGCCAAAAAAUGGCGACGAGUUCCACGUCAUGUGAUCGAUCCAUCAGAAAAAGUUCCUUCAAGAAUAAGCAGUUUGUUUCUUCCACCUGCGAAGUCUGGAUAUUUCUUCAGAUGUAUCGCCGAGAAUUUCCUCGGGCAUGAUGACGCUGUUUUUUCCGUGCUCAGAGUUGGUAAGUUUACUAAAAUUGAUACAAAUUUUACCGCACUUGAAUUUUUGACAAGCAGCUUUUUUUUUGUCCUGCGUUUUAUACGUAAGACUUUCCCGAAAGUGGGUCAGCGAAAACCAUUCACCAUUCGAGAUCACUGCUCGCGACAUUUGCAAAAAAACUGUUCCAAUUUUUAAAAAGUAAACACAGGUUCGGGAACAAACAGAGUGUGCAUUUUACUACGUUCAAACUCCAUUAAAUUUUUCCUUCUCAUGAUUUCCCUUUCAGACAAGGAAGCUGUUUUACCAAAAAUCGUCCCUUCAUCUUUCCCUCUACAAGUGGAUGAGUUGAGCUCUUUUACGAUCUCAUGUAAAGCUGACUUGGGAGAUUUUGAGUACCUCGAAUGGAAAAAAAGAAAUUCAACUCAGAUGUUAUCCAACACAUUGAAAAGGAACAAACAUAACAUAUCAACGACAUUAUCUAUCAGCCAUGCGCAGUUGGGGGAUGCUGGGGAUUAUUUAUGUUACGGAUGGACUGCAAACGAGACAAAGAUUUCAGUCAUAGCAGUUUCUGUUGCAGGUAGGGGAAAUUAUUCAUCGCGGGGAGGGGGAGGAAGGAUUUUUGGGGAGAUUCCAUGGUUUUCAGAGAGAACGGAGGAGGGAUCGGUCGUCGUGAACUUAGAAUAAUUAACUGCCAUUGAGGAGAGCAUCAGAUAUUACAGAGUCUUAUGGGGGAAUUGGAUAAAUUUAAUCGUGAUACAACCAAAUCCUCUAAACCCCCCCCCCGUUCCUGGGUGGGGUAACCCGUUCGCUAAAGCGGCCUUAGCGAUGUGAACGCCGGGAGGGAGUAACUCUUUCAGGCUGGUAAUUUGUUUUAAGCGUGUGGAAAAAUCAAUAAAUGACAGGACACGUUUUCUCCAUUCGAGUUUUAUCACCUAUUGAGCAUUACGUUAAUAGGGGCUGAAAUCACCAUUGGGAGUCUCAGUGGGAUGUUCAGGGAAGUUGGAAUUCUUACGAAUUUGCAUAAAAGGUGUAAAAAGGGUUUUGGAUCAAGGACCGGGUUUGGAAAACUGUCCGGUCGCAGUCAUGUCAUAAUUGGCCCUGGUUGGCUUCAUCUUUACCUAUAAAUCUAAUCGUUAUUCUCUUUCUAUUCCAGAAUUAGUUCGUCCCGUUGUGUCGCUCUUAAAUCAAACUAUCCAAGAAGCAAACGUUAACAGCACAACAUUAAAAUGCAACAUUGCAUCAGGAUAUCCUGCACCAAAUGUCACUUGGUACAAAGAUGGCGCACAGUUGCGCCUGCUCUCCCUCGGGUCAGUGGAUGACUGUAGAAUAAAUGGAUUUCAUUAUAUCGAGAGUGACCGCCCGCCCUUCACGAGAGAGUUGCUGAUAUGCAAACCAAAUCACGUCGAAAACACUGGAAUUUAUAGGUGUGAGGCCGAGAAUAUCAAAGGAAAAGAUACGAGUGAAGCAGUUUUGAAUGUAUUAGGUUUGUAUAAGGAAUGUGUGACAAAUUUCCAGUCCGUUGUUAAGUCCAUCUUUCUUUGAAAGAUUUGUGAGGCUUCAAAUCUUACUUGGUUAAACAUCUCAGCAUGGAGACCAUUCAUAAUAUUUUAUAAAGGAUGUUUUACCCUAAAAGGGAAACUUUUUCAGAUUUGUUGUUGUAGAAGGUUUGAAAUUUCAAGAGUUUUGUCAUUGGCAUGAGAGGAUAAACUAAGAUGUAACAUCUGAGUCAUUGGGUAAUUAUAGCCGUUUCUCACGAGGAAAUACAAACCCUUUUUUUAUCUCUGAAGUCCCUUUCAUGCAUAUACCAAACUGCUUCCAAAUCAUCUUACACCGCACAAUUGUCUUUCUUUUUCAGUUUUUUUUUUCUUUUCUCUUUCCUCCUCAAUAUUAUUCUUCUUUUUCCGUUUAGCGCAGCCAAAAAUUUCCAACAUGGUGGAUGACGACCUGACCAUGGAGUUGGGCGAAAAAGUAAAUGUCAGUUGUGAGGUAACAGGUAACCCCCCUCCCUCAGUUAAAUGGGUCAAGAGAACGUCAGAGGGUGACUAUGUACCUGUCGUGAAUAGGGGCAAAGAGAACCGCACCCUUCUGAUAAAAUCCUUGCGACAGCAGCACUAUGGGGACUACAUAUGCGUAGCUGAAAACAAGUUUGGACAUGAUUCGGUGGUUUUAUCUGUUGGUAAGUGUGCUAUGGUACGAGACUUUCUCUGCUGUUUACGGUAGUUACCUUUUUCUUUUCCGUCGCUACCCAAAACUUGCAUUCUAGCUCAGAGGAAGACGAUUUCCGUCAAUAAAAGCAAGUUGUAAUAAAAUCACCCAGUCUAUGUAUUGAGCAAAAAUAUUUUAACUCUGCAUGAUUUGACGGAAGGCUAUAUCAGUUAAAUUUUUCCAAUCUGUAAACGGCACCACGUGGUUCCCUUUAACGCCUAUGUGCUUUUGAAAUUAUUCGAGGGAACUUUGACGGAACGACACGUUUGUAGUGAUCUUCAUCAAAGCAAUAACACCCUCCCUGACUGCCCCUCCCCAUCCCUCCACCCUACCUCAUUUCUCCCCCCUUCCCUCACGCCUCAACCUAGUAACCUUUCUAACAUACUUUCAUGCCUCAAUCUUGAUAACCACAGUUCAACCAGAACAAGUUGGCGCCAUUUCGAGCCUGGGACCUCACUCGAAGAUCCCCUUCAUAGCAGCCAUUGUCGUUGGCGCAACUCUGUUUUUGUUACUCUUGGUCAUCGCUGCCAUUCUGGUUCGCCGGCGUCAGAUUUAUGGAGGUUUCUACAUCUGCACAUCUCCUCCCCUGCCAGACAUGAUACCGAGGCUGGAUUCCUCCAUUCCUCUUAUUGAACAAGUACAUAAGCUGCCACUGGACAAACGCUGGGAGUUCCCAAGAGAGCAUCUACGCUUCUGUACGAUUUAAAUAGAUAAAUAGUUUCUUAGGUUUAACCAAUUGUCGCCUUCCUUUUAGUUACGCAACAGAUCAAUAACAAGGAAAACUAUACUCCCUCGAUCUAUUUUUCAGCAUUUUGGACAUGAAAGUACACGAAUAAGCAUGUUUUCACUUGUUAUGACUAUGAUAAAUAUUUCGUAAUGCAUAGUGCAAGAUCUCUCCAAGGAUUAUAAGAAAAGUAAGCGAUGUAAAUUGUUAAUUCUACACUCGCGUUUGCAGGAAAUGUCACGAUAAUUCCCUCUACUUCCAAAAUGUACAUCUAGUCUAUCCAACUCCACUUCCCCUCCCCCUACAAUGAACGUGCCCAUGCUGUGGAGCCUGGUGUAAGCUUCUUAACGGCCAUUUCUUAUGGCGAACUUACCGUUCAAAUACUCUCACGGAUUGCAGGCAAAGUGCUCGGCUCUGGUGCUUUUGGCGAAGUGUACUUGGCCGAAGCAGAAGGGAACAUCAUAAGUGAUAGCGCAUCAGCGGUAAACUCGCACAAAAGACAUCGAUUGUCGACUUUAAAGGACUCACGAAGGGGUUCCUCUAUAUCUCAUGGGCCUGUCAAGGUGGCAGUCAAAACAUUGAAAGGUGAGUAAAAAAUCGUUUCGCCUAACAGACGUGAACUUCGCACGCAAUCCAACUUGCCCACAUUGUGGUAGCCUGCAGAACAGGCGUAAAUUUUUGCAUUCUACGGGCGAACUAAGACAAGCGCUAGGCGAGCAUGAAGCGGGAGGCAAGCGCGAGGGAAGGAGCGCAAGGACACGUGCUCCUUCCCUCGCGCGUGACUCGCACUUCGCGCCACCUUACACCGUUCGAUUAAAGAACGCCAAAAAAAUUACGCCUGUUCUGCUGAAGAAAAUUUUGGGAAACAGAGCAACUUUUCUGCACAUAAAGCGACCAGAUAAAAUGCUGAACCCCACUUAAAGGAAUGCUUAUCUUUCCCAAGUCAGCCCAAUGAUUUUUGUUAAACAACCUCGUUCCCAGGGUCCUUUUCCUUCCCUCCUCGAGAAAGCAAGAGAUAGUUCCCUAAGAACGAGGUUGUUUGUCAUGUUUCUUUGACAGUUCAUUGAUACUUACACACACUACAGAUUGGAGAAAGGCAAAGAGGAAAUCAAACCCAAGACCUUAGGAUUUCACUGUGUUUACCUUUAGGCAACUAUGUCGCCCACACUCAUAAUUUCUAUCUUAAACUUUGCCGGACAUUGCAGUUCGCAUGAAUGACCUCUAAUUCAACUAUAAUUAAACACGUGAUUUCAUUAUUUUAACUCCAAAUCAACGACUUUCCUCUUAAACAGAGGGGGCAGAGGAAUCAGAGCACAAAGACCUGAUCUCCGAGCUAAAGAUAUUGAUUCACAUCGGAUCUCACAAGAAUAUUGUCAACUUAUUGGCAGCUUGCACAAAGGGUAAUAAAAGCUAGAUGUUUAGGGGUCCAGUUAUAUGUAAACCACGAGCAGUACCUGUUUUGCAGUGUCUAUCUUUUGGCGUAGAAUCAAUGACUGAUUUUCCUUGAAUCGCGCGACAAACCUAAGACAACUUUAUAAAAAGGAUCACGUCACUGAUAUUCUGGCUUGAUCUUUUUCCGUUAUCUUUGGUUAAAUAUCAACUUAUUGUUGUUUAACGCUCACGUAAACUAUUUCUCAAUGUAAUGUUUAAAGGAGAAUUUUUUUCCUAAUAUUAGACCACUUAGUUUCAAUACUACACUUCGCAGCCCGGUUAGUUGAACACCAGUUUCAUAGAAAGCAUAAAUAUAAAUCUCGUUUACAACCAGGAGGAAUGAUGCUGUUGUUCCUCUAGUUUCUUUGUUUAUUUUUGUUAUUGAUUAUUUUUUUUGCCGUUAUUUUUGUUACUUCUGCCAAAGAUGCACAAACUACAACUUUAAAACGUUAGUGGAAGGAAAGAUAGUUUUGUCUCAUCCAUUCCAUAUUGUGUUUCGACUCCAGUUCCUUAUAAUAUAAUUUAUUUUACCAAAUUACAUAUCCAGGUCGUUACAGUGAUUUUUGUGUGAUCAUCGAGUACUGUCCAUAUGGGAACAUGUUAAUAUUUCUGAGAAACAGUCGAGGGAUUUAUGACCCAACAUGGUUGCCACCCACCGAAGAUCCUGACAAACAGAUCAGCUUGACAGAACUAGUGAGUGCAGCUUUUCAAGUCGCUAGAGCCAUGGAAUUUCUUGUGUCUAGAAAGGUAGGUGAUCCUUUAAAAUAAUUUCCCCCUUUUUUCUUUUCCUCAUCGUAUGAUUUACGAAUCGUGGUUGAUAAACCAAAUUAGAGUAUAAUUGGAAGGGUGACAUAAUUAGGAACUAGUUGAAUUGAACAGUGAGAUAAAAAGGUUGUGAGUCGGUCACAAGGACCGAUCGUUAUUUACACGUGGUUUUCACAUGGGGGGGGGACGGAGGGGAGAUCAGCCGUCGCCUAUUUACAAUUGACUUCCAAGAAGGGGAAGGAGGCGGGGGGGUCAUUAGAAUACUGCAGAACCUUGGAGGGGGAUCAGAUAAAUAUCAUUAUGGUACAAUCAAAAUCGUCCGACCUCCCCUUCCUCAGGCAAUCGAUGUUGACCAGUCUCUAACUGUUAUUUUCUUUCCAGUGUGUCCACAGAGAUUUAGCAGCCAGGAAUGUUCUCAUUGGGGAAAAUUAUGUGGUGAAAGUUGCAGACUUUGGGCUAGCCCGAGAUGUGUAUAAAGAUGACAAGUACAUCAAAGUCUCGCCGGUGAGCCAGCUCAAAUUUAUUCUGUUACGCCUAAAUUCAAAUCCAUUUGAGAGGAAACUCCUUCUUUCAGACGCUGAGUAUUUAUUAGUUGACAUAAAGAGGGAUGACUUUUCGUCUCUCCGCGAUCGUGGGAAAGAGAAAAAAAGUUGAUUCCCAAUCAGGAACCGCAACCUCGUUCCCAGGGCCCUCUCUCUUCCUUCCCCGCUGAGGACCCUGGGAAUUAGGUCGGGGGAAUGGAACCCCAGAAGUGAGUAGGCUUUUGAAAGAGACAGACAAACACAAAAGGAACAACAGUGUACUCGUGUUUUAAACUUUCACUGGUGAUUUAUUUUUCCACCAAUCAGUCUUUUCCUCAUACAGAUUUGAUGUUUCUUUCUAGGGCCUUGUUCCGGUGAAAUGGAUGGCAAUUGAAUCGCUAGUUGAUAGAGUUUACUCCGAGCAGAGUGACGUGUAAGACGGUUUUGAAAUGUAUAAUUUUAAUCUAAUGUAUGAAAUAUAAGUAUAUUUUAUAUAUAUAUGUGCAGGUGAAAAAAAGCAAAAAAAUUAUUCCAAAAUCCAGAGGCAUGAGUACGAUAUCUAACCCUAGGGAGCCCAUGAGUGUUUUAUUACAUGGAAGGGGUCAAUUGUCCUCUGCUACCCCUCCCCCCUUACUAAACCAUUGCAAUCGCCUUUGAAGUAAAACUUACUCGCGUUGGUUUGCAAUUUGAAAAGGUUAAGUAGUUCACACAGUAAUUCACAUUCCUUUUGAUUUUAUUUUGUAGAUGGUCCUUUGGAAUUUUUCUCUGGGAGCUGUUUACUCUUGGUAAGACUUGACGAUUUUAAAGGAAUUCGGAUUCAUAAGUGCGCCAUCAAAAUUAUAACCUCCUCAGUAAACCCCCCAACCCCUCACCCCACGCCACCCUACCACCCUUCCAAGGUAUUAUCCCUUUCACUUUGAGUUACUCGUCUAGCACAAAACACGUAAACACUUACAUUUAGCAACAGGGUCUGUUGUCCAAAGGGAAAUCGACUUUAAUUAAAAGAGAAGUCUAGAGGUACAAAAAAUGCUAAAAUAGAUCAAAAUAAUUUCAGUUCUUGAAAGAGUAAGGCUCGUAGUUACGUUCCUGUAUUAGUGUUGGCCGGUUGGCCUUUGUGAGAUUCGAAUCCAACGUAUUGUUUUCAUUAUACUGUAGGAGGAAAUCCCUAUCCUUCGAUACCGCCGACAGAAAUUUAUCAAUAUAUCAAGGACGGAAAUCGUAUGGAAAGACCCUUGGAAUGUCCAGAAGAAAUGUAUGUGCCUCGAAUACGUAUGAUACUUUAGACUACGAGCAGCCCCUCCCUUUUUACGAAGUCCGUCGCGCGAAUCAAAAGCAAACAGUGAAAAAUGACAAAAUGAUGUUACCGAACAGCGCGGAAAUCCGAGAGUGAGGCAUUAUCCCAGAGUUCUGCGCGAUGCGCUAACAUCAGUGUUAAUGUUACUUAUAACAAGAGAUAUUGAAAAUUUUCAGCAAGCGAACAUGGAACAAAGAUAAAGAUUUCUUCUCGAAGAUUCGAACCUCAGACCUUUUUUGGCAGUCAGAAUCUCCACCAACUGGAUCACAGGACACUUAGUUUGUUUUCUCCUGCGCCUGUCUGUUCGUCGUUUUUCCCUGGCCGUCAUCUCCUCUCCUUUUUUCCUCCUCGAAAAGAAACUUAAACUUAAAAUCCUUGGUGUUACCUUGGGAAUGUUCUAGAACGAGCGUAGUUAGACAAAUGCUUGUCACAAUAGCAUGACGAUUACGGCAGAUAGAGGAACUCAAAUGUCUCCCACUGCCUUGAGGCAUUUGUUUAUGAGCUUAAAAAAGGUCAAAACAUUUAACUUCUCUGUAACUGAAUGAAUCGAGUUUCAGCAUAAGGAAUCACUUGAGUCUCGCUGCGUGAUUCGCUUCUCUCUUUUAACCAGCUAAAUUGUCGAUCAAAGUCAGCAAAUUAUUGUGUUUGUUGACAGGUAUGCCAUGAUGACAGACUGUUGGAUGGAGAAACCCGAAGACCGACCGAACUUUACCGCGCUUGUGCAGAGGCUGGAUCACGUGAUGGAAUCUAAUUCUGCUGCCAUGGUCAGGGCAUCGUAAAUUUCUUUUCUUCAGAUGGAUUCUUUCGACAUAUAUGGAUUAAUUAUCUUAACUGGAUAGUUUCCCUGAACGAGAACCUGAAGAAAACCUCAAAUUAGUUAUUUGCAAGGAUACAAAAGCGCAAAAAUAUGCUCACAUGCCGUGUUCUUCACGCUUUCCGUAACACUAAGCAACCGGCUUGAAUUGGGAACCCACUUCAUUGUGCGUAAUCCCCAGGUGUUUUCCAGGUUUCCAGACACUUUUCCAGCAACCAUUUCUACUCCUGGGUGUAGAAACAAGGUUAACGAUUGAACCCAGACCUCUCCAUUCGUAGUCUAACGCGCCAAAUCCUUGGCCAUUGCGUCUCUUAUAAGAAUCGCCAAAUAUUCAAAAUAUAAAGAAAGAUCUUCAUUUUGUCACAAACGUGGAAGGGACAAGGAAAAAACUCAUGUCCCCAUGAAAAAUCAAACACAAGACCUUUGGAUUUCGCGCUCCGAUGCUCUACCAUUUAGUCAAAGAGACUCUUUAGUGAGUAAGGCGAUUACAAGGUUCAUAUGUGUUUCACGUGCCCUGCAUACUGAAAGGAUCAGCCAUGUGGAAAGUGUCUUGCACAAAAAAGAAAAAUGUUGAGCUCGGUGAUCAAAAUUGUCAAAAAGUACUUAAAAAGAAACAAAGGUUUAGACGGCGAUUAUCACAGACUCAUGUGAUAAAGUGGUACUUUUGUCGCUAAAUAAUCCUAGCUGACAAGGUCAUGCAAUGAACAUUUUCAUUUUUUUUUUCGAUCUCAUAGGGCCGUGAGGGAUAUCUAGAGCUUGAGGACGAGCCUAUGUCGCCAAAUGAAGAAAUAGAUGAUGAUGGUUAUUUGAAGCCAACAGAGAUAUCUCCCCUUGGUUGCAAGUCAGCGCUUCUGAACGGAAACGUUAAUAAUGACAGAAACAAAGACUUGUCAGGGGAAAACAAAAACUGGACGAGCGAGCUAAAAUCCAAGGAUUUACACUGCGAACGUUACAUAGGUCUGGGCUUCAAGCCUACAAACAGUUCAAAUGACAUAGCAGAAACUGUGCUUUAGGAGAGUGGUUGUAACCGAAGAACUCAGCUGCUGUAGGAUCGCUGUGAUCAUGCCCUUUCCUUAGCUUUUCCCUGAUUGUCUCAUACAGAAGAAAGGUUUUCCUUUUUACUUCUUGCAAUAAUAGAAGACAGAAUCAAGCCCAUUCGCAGGAAAACAGCCAUGAGACUAAUUUUUUUCAAGACGGCGGUAUCCGGUUACAAAUGAUUAAACCCUAAACCUACUCACAUCGUAUUCGUAACUCCCGCACUGACCUUGUUUACAUUUUCUUGUGGAUCAGUUGAGAGAAUUUGAUUUUAUAUCACGAUAACACCCUCUACUUGAUGAGCUUGUCCACUCAUAACCUAGUUGUGGGAUUAUGUCUUGAAACUGUGAAGAGAAGCAAAUGUUGAUCACUUCAUA
Molecule: messenger RNA, 22999 nt
Organism: Pocillopora meandrina
Lineage: Eukaryota; Metazoa; Cnidaria; Anthozoa; Scleractinia; Pocilloporidae
Source: the annotation of a GenBank genome assembly